Acanthamoeba castellanii str. Neff is the source of this 6579-nucleotide messenger RNA. RefSeq names its product DEAD box RNA helicase, putative. The coding region runs from base 1 to 6579 and encodes 2192 amino acids. The transcript has 2 exons. The record is from RefSeq and is a predicted model, not a curated record. NCBI's taxonomy places the organism in Eukaryota, Discosea, Longamoebia, Acanthamoebidae. Gene Ontology annotation, molecular function: ATP binding; nucleic acid binding; ATP hydrolysis activity.
AUGGUGGAUGUGCUGCAGAUACCCCGGCUUACCGGCCUUCUGCGUGCGCACUACUCGCCGCAGAAGGAGAAGACGUUCGACGUUGAGCAAGAGUACAUCAAGCGAGAUGAGCGGCUGCGCAAGGAACAGAAGAAGAGGGAGGUGCAGGGCGUCGGAUCGGCAUCGGGCGGACGGCAACUGACCUGGGCUUACUUCGAGGCGCCCAAGUCGGCUGACCUUCCCGUUCAGAAGGAGGCGAAGCAGAUCCAAACAAUCUAUCAGCAAUUCCUGCUCCUCGUGCCAAAGAUCGUCGGCGACGAGCUGUCGACUACCGAACUGCACAACUCGGCCAUGUUCAUCUACGAGGCUUUGGCCGAUGACGCCAAGAGCGUGGCCGCCAAGCGCGAACGCCUACGCAACUACUUCGCCACAAUCGACAACGGCACAUUCAACCAGGCCUCCGCGCUCGUCGCUCAGCUAGCGGCCUGGCGCGCCAAGGUCAAGCCCGAUGGCACGACCGAUGAUGCCGCAUCGGCCGAAGCGAGCCGCCAGCCCGCCACGCCCGACGUAGAGAAGGAAUUCGGCGAUGACAUCGAGCUCGCCUUCGAUUCUGAUUUCCUGCUACGCGCAUUCAUCGACUCGCCCCCGCAUCAAGCAGAGGCCCAGGCCCAGCAGCCCUCGACCGCCUCAACUCCCGCCAAAUCCAAGAAGGGACGCAAGAGGGGCGGCGGCGGGCAGCAGCAGGCCGCAGCCUCGGCUGACGACGCCGCCACAGCUUUCGGUGCUACUCCCGGGAGCGCGUGGGAGGGCGUCGAGAAGGAGGCGAUGGACGAGGACUGGCUGGCCAACCAGUGCGAGCGCCACCUGCAGAUCACCCAGGGCUCGCUGUCGGUCAAGGAGCUCGCGGCCUCGAUCCUGCGCAUCCUCUCCGACCGCAGCGUCAAGACCGACCUCCAGCUGCAGGACCAGCUCUUCGGCCUGCUGGGCGAGACCAGCUUCGAGUUCAUCAGCCUGCUGGUCCAGCGCCGCGCCUCCAUUCUCACCUUCUACGCCAACAACAAGCGCAUGGUCGACGGCGGCGGACACCCGCGCGCCGCCGUCGGUGGCCAGAUCACCGUCACCACCGAGGACGACAAGUUCCUGCGCAAGCUGCAGCGCAAGGAGGCCAGCAAGCGCAACCGCCGCGGCGCCGCGCCGGUGCUCUUCGCCGAGCCGUCCAUCGAGGACCUCCUGCCGCAGGGCUACACGCCCGGCGACUACGCGUCGGCCUCGUCGGGCGCCGGGGCCAGCAAGAAGAUCCUGCUGCCGGAGGGCACGGUGCGGAACGACACGAAGGAGUACGAGGAGGUGCGGAUCCCGCCAACGAAGCCGGGCGUGGUGGGCGAGGGCGAGCGGCUGGUGCCGAUCAGCGAGUUCGACGAGUGGGCGCGGCCGGCGUUUGGCGGGAUCAAGGCGCUCAACCGCAUCCAGUCGCGCGUGUUCGAGGCGGCCUACCGGUCGAACGAGAACCUGCUCAUCUGCGCGCCGACGGGCGCCGGUAAGACCAACGUCGCGCUGAUGACGAUCCUGCACGAGAUCGGGCAGAACUACAGCUACGGCGUGAUCCGCAAGGAGCGGUUCAAGAUCAUCUACGUGGCGCCGAUGAAGGCGCUCGCGCAGGAGAUGGUGGAGAACUUCUCGCGGCGGCUCAAGCCGCUCGGGAUCGUCGUGAAGGAGCUGACGGGCGACAUGCAGCUCACCAAGAAGGAGCUCACCGAGACGCAGAUGAUCGUCACCACGCCGGAGAAGUGGGACGUCAUCACGCGCAAGACCAGCGACGUCGCGCUCGUCUCGCUCGUGCGGCUGCUCAUCAUCGACGAGGUGCACCUCCUGCACGAGGACCGCGGCCCCGUCAUCGAAACGCUCGUCGCCCGCACCCUGCGGCAGGUGGAGAGCUCGCAGAGCAUGAUCCGCAUCGUGGGCCUCUCGGCCACGCUGCCCAACUACGAGGACGUGGCCACCUUCCUGCGGGUCAACACCGCGACGGGCCUGUUCCACUUCAACAACGCCUACCGGCCCGUGCCGCUCAGCCAGCAGUACAUCGGCGUCAAGACAAACGACGCGACGCGCAAGAAGGCCAUCAUGAACCGGCUGGCCUACGAGAAGGCCAAGGAGUCGGUCGAGCAGGGCCACCAGGUCAUGAUCUUCGUCCACUCGCGGCAGGGCACCGUCAAGACGGCGCAGGUGCUGAUGGAAAUCGCACGCGAGAAGGGCACCACGGCCCUGUUCCAGGUCGACGACGACUGCACCGCGCGCUACAACCUACUGCUCAAGGAGGUGGGCAAGUCGCGCAACCGCGAGCUCAAGGAGCUCUUCGCCUGCGGCUUCGGCAUGCACCACGCCGGCAUGCUGCGCGCCGACCGCAACCUCGUCGAGAAGCUGUUCGCCGAGGGCUACAUCCGCGUGCUGUGCUGCACGGCCACGCUGGCCUGGGGCGUCAACCUGCCGGCCCACACCGUGGUCAUCAAGGGCACCGACCUGUACGACUCGAAGAAGAGCGCCUUCGUCGAGCUGGGCAUGCUCGACGUCAUGCAGAUCUUUGGUCGCGCGGGCCGGCCGCAGUUCGACACCAGCGGCGAGGGCAUCAUCAUCACCUCGCACGAGCAGCUGCCGCGCUACCUCUCGCUCAUGAACCACCAGCUGCCGAUCGAGUCGCAGUUCGUCAACAACCUGGCCGACAACCUCAACGCCGAGAUCGUGUCGGGCACCGUCACCAACAUGGACGAGGCCGUCGAGUGGCUCAGCUACACCUACCUCUUCGUGCGCAUGCUGCGCAACCCGCUGGCCUACGGCAUCACCCACCAGCAGAAGCUCAUGGACCCCAUGCUGCUCAACUACCGCCAGCAGCUCGUGGCCGCCGCGGCCAAGACGCUCGACGAGGCCAAGAUGGCCCGCUGGGUGCCGCACGCCAACACGCUCGACCCGACCCACCUCGGCCGCACCGCGUCGCACUUCUACCUCCUGCACGACACCAUCGUGCUCUUCAACGAGAAGCUCAAGGCCUCGCUCAGCGACGCCGACCUGCUCUCCGUCGUGGCCCAGUCGGGCGAGUUCGAGAACAUGAAGAUCCGCGAGGAGGAGCAGCCCGAGCUCAAGGCCCUCAUGCGCGACGUGUGCCAGGUCGAUGUGCGCGGCGGCAUCGACAACGCGCACGGCAAGGUCAACAUCCUCUUCCAGGCCUACCUGGCCAACGCCCCCAUCGAGGCCUUCUCCCUGGUGUCGGACAUGAACUACGUCGCCCAGAACAUGGGCCGCAUCUUCCGCGGCCUGUUCGAGAUCUGCCUCCACCGCGGCUGGACCGUCGUCGCCGAGCGCGCCCUGGCCUACUGCAAGAUGACCGACCUCCGCCUGUGGGACACCCAGCACCCGCUCCAGCAGCUGGGCGUCCUCUCGCCCCAGAUCCUCUACAAGCUCAUCACCAAGAAGGUCACCCUCGACCGCCUGGCCGACCUCGACGCGCGCGAGAUCGGCGAGCUCGUCGGGCACCCGAAGAUGGGCGGCCUCGUCAAGAAGUACGUCCACCAGUUCCCGGCCCUGGAGCUCGAGGCCACCGUGCAGCCCAUCACCCGCACCGUGCUCCGCGUCGGGCUCACCGUCACCGCCGCCUUCGACUGGAACGACCGCAUCAGCGGCGCCGCCGAGGGCUGGUGGAUCUGGGUCGAGGACCCGGAGAACGAGCACAUCUACCACCACGAGUACUACGUCCUCGGGCGGCAGCACGCCUACGACCCGGUCACGCUCACCUUCACCAUCCCCAUCUUCGAGCCGCUGCCCGCGCAGUACCUCGUCCACGCCGUCUCGAACCGGUGGCUCCACGCGUCGACCACCAUCGCCCUCUCGUUCAAGCACCUCAUCCUCCCGCACCAGUACCCGCCGCACACGGAGCUGCUCGACCUUCAGCCGCUGCCGGUCACCGCGCUCCGCGACGAGGGCUUCCAGCGGCUGUACCCGUUCACCCACUUCAACCCCAUCCAGACCCAGAUCUUCCACUCGCUCUACCACUCGGACCACAACGUGCUGCUGGGCGCGCCCACGGGCUCGGGCAAGACGGUGGCGGCCGAGCUGGCCAUGCUGCGCCUGUUCCGCGAGUACCCGCACCUCAAGGCGGUCUACAUCGGCCCGCUCAAGGCCCUGGUGCGCGAGCGCAUGAAGGACUGGGAGCGGCGGCUGGUGGGCCUGCUGGGCAAGCGCAUGGUGGAGCUCACGGGCGACUACACGCCCGACCUCCACGCCCUCCAGUCGGCCGACAUCGUGCUCACCACGCCCGAGAAGUGGGACGGCAUCUCGCGCAACUGGCAGAACCGCGGCUACGUCAAGGCCGUGGGCCUCAUCGUCAUCGACGAGGUCCACCUGCUGGGCCAGGACCGCGGCCCCAUCCUCGAGGUCAUCGUGUCGCGCAUGCGCUACAUCGCCUCGCAGACCGACAACCCGGUGCGCCUGGUGUGUCUCUCGACGGCGGUGGCCAACGCGCGCGACCUGGCCGACUGGCUGGGCAUCGAGGGCCACGAGGGCCUCUUCAACUUCCGCCCGUCGGUGCGGCCCGUGCCGCUCGAGGCCCACAUCCAGGGCUACCCGGGCGACCACUACUGCCCGCGCAUGGCCACCAUGAACAAGCCGACCUACGCCGCCAUCAAGGCCCACUCGCCCGCCAAGCCCGUCCUCAUCUUCGUCUCCUCGCGCCGGCAGACCCGCCUCACCGCGCUCGACCUCAUCGCGUUCCUCGGCACCGAGGACAACCCGCGCCAGUUCCUGCGCAUGCCCGAGGCCCAGCUCGAGCCCCUGCUGGCCCGCGUGACCGACGCCAACCUGCGCCACACGCUCCCGUUCGGCAUCGGCCUCCACCACGCCGGCCUCACGCGCGACGACAAGGCCGUGGUCGAGGAGCUCUUCGGCGCCAACCGCAUCCAGGUCCUGAUCUCGACGUCGACGCUGGCCUGGGGCGUCAACCUGCCGGCCCACCUGGUCGUCAUCAAGGGCACCGAGUUCUUCGACCCCAAGACCCGGCGCUACCUGGACUUCCCCAUCACCGACGUGCUGCAGAUGAUGGGCCGCGCGGGCCGGCCGCAGUUCGACACCUACGCCAAGGCCGUGAUCAUGGUGCACGAGCCCAAGAAGAACUUCUACAAGAAGUUCCUCUACGAGCCGUUCCCCGUCGAGUCGAGCCUGCACACGGUGCUGCACGACCACUUCAACGCCGAGAUCGUGUCGGGCACCAUCGCCAGCAAGCAGGACGCCGUCGACUACCUCACCUGGACCUACUACUUCCGCCGCCUGCUCGUCAACCCAGCCUACUACGACCUCGAGGCCACCGACGCCGCCGCCAUCAACCGCCACCUCUCGGAGCGCGUCGACGCGGCGCUGCGCGAGCUCGAGGCCUCGCACUGUCUAGAGAUCGACGAGGUCGACGGCACCAGCGUGUACCCGCUCACCUUUGGCCGCAUCGCGUCCUACUACUACCUGCACCACACCACCAUGCGCCUCUUCUACGACGCCAUCGGCGAGGACAACGACAUCCGCAGCCUGCUCGACGUCCUGGCCGGCACCGCCGAGUACGACGAGCUGCCCGUGCGCCACAACGAGGACAAGCUCAACGAGGAGCUCGCCGCCACCGUGCCCUGGCCCGUCGACGCCCACCUCCUCGACGACCCGCACACCAAGACCAACCUCCUCCUCCAGGCCCACUUUGCCGGCCUCGCCCUCCCCAUCUCCGACUACAUCACCGACACCAAGUCCGUGCUCGACCAGGCCGUGCGCAUCCUCCAGGCCAUGGUCGACGUCGCGGCCGACGGCGGCUGGCUCAAGACCACCCUCAACUGCAUGCACCUCAUGCAGAUGGUCAUGCAGGCCCGCUGGUUCACCGACUCGACCCUCCUCACCCUGCCCCACGCCGACGACCGCCUCGUCCUGGCCUUUGCCGACGCCCUCGGCGUCGAGUCCCUGCCCGAGCUGCUCGCCCUCGACGAGCCCCGCGUGCAGGCCUUCCUCCGCGACCGCCUCUCCGCCCGCCAGACCCGCGAGUUCAUGCAGGUCCUCCGACAGCUCCCCGUCGUCGACCUCCGGGCCACCGUCGACCUCUCCUCCGCCGCUGCCCUCGCCAAGCUCCCCUCCACCAAGGCCGCCCAGAACGGCGCCCACGACGAUGACGACAACGACGACGGCUACGAUCAUCAUCAUGACGACGACGACGACUACGACGACGAGGGAGAAGAAGAUGGUGGCGAUGAAGAGGGAGAGGGAGAGGAGGAGGAGGCGGAGGCGGCCGAGGGGGUGGUGAAGGUGGAGCUGUCGCUGGCCAACAAGGACCACUCGCGACUGGCCUACACGCCCCGCUUCACCAAGCAGAAGGAGCCCGCCUGGUGGGUCGUCCUCGGCAACCCGGACACCGGCGAACUCCUCGCCCUCCGCCGGUUGACGAUUCGGCCAAAGAACCGCACGCGCACGUCGCUCACGUUCGCGCUGCCGGAGGAGGAAGGCGAGUACACCUACUGGCUCUACCUCAUGUCCGACUCCUACCUGGGCCUCGACCAGCAGAUCCCCCUCACCUUCACCACCGCCGUGUAA